Molecule: messenger RNA, 933 nt
Organism: Orycteropus afer afer
Lineage: Eukaryota; Metazoa; Chordata; Mammalia; Tubulidentata; Orycteropodidae
Product: olfactory receptor 5I1-like
Biological process (GO): G protein-coupled receptor signaling pathway; sensory perception of smell
Cellular component (GO): membrane
Molecular function (GO): olfactory receptor activity; G protein-coupled receptor activity; odorant binding
Source: RefSeq, a predicted model, not a curated record
AUGGAGGAAGAGAAUGGCACAGUGAACACUGAGUUCCUCCUCCUGGGAUUCAGUGACCACCCAGAAAUUCAAGGCCUUCUUUUUGCUGUGUUCUUCUCCAUCUACUCUGUGACACUGCUGGGUAAUAUUGGGAUGAUUUUAGUAAUCACAAUCAGUUCUGACCUGCACACCCCUAUGUACUUUUUCCUCUGCAUAUUGUCCCUCAUAGAUGCAUGCUACUCUUCUGUCAUUGCUCCAAAACUGCUUGUGGACUUGGUUUCUGAUGAGAAGAUAAUUUCUUACAAUGGGUGUGCUACACAGCUCUAUUUUUUCUGUUCUUUGGUUGAUACAGAAUCUUUCCUCUUGGCUGCCAUGGCUUAUGACCGGUACAUAGCAAUCUGUCACCCAUUACUUUACACUGUUAUCAUGUCCAAGAGGAUUUGUUGCCAGCUUGCAAUGGGAGCGUUUUUGGGAGGCACCAUGAGCUCCAUUGUUCACACCACCAACACAUUCCAUCUCUCUUUCUGUUCCAAAGACAUUAACCAUUUCUUUUGUGAUAUCUCACCACUGUUUUCUCUGUCCUGCACUGACACUUACAUGCAUGACAUCAUUCUUGUAGUCUUCGCUAGUUUGGUUGAAGCUAUCUGUCUCCUAACAGUUCUUCUCUCAUAUGUUUUCAUCAUAGCAGCUAUUCUCAAGACAGGUUCUGCUGAGGGAAGAAAGAAGGGGUUCUCCACUUGUGCUUCUCACCUGAUCGUUGUCACUAUCUACCACGGUACCCUGAUCUUCAUUUAUUUGCGCCCCAGCACAGAUCAUUCCCUGGAUAUUGACAAAGUGACCUCUGUGUUCUAUACGUUGAUUAUACCUAUGUUGAAUCCCCUGAUUUACAGUCUAAGGAACAAAGAUGUCAAAAAUGCCUUUAGAAAAAUGAUCAGUCGAAUAUUAUUUUCUUAG